GCGUGUACUAGUAGGAUCGAGCGAGUGAGAUGGGAAAGAACUACUAGACAUGUGGUGUCGGUUUCUUCCGAGCACUCACACACGUAGACAGCAACCCUGUAUUGGGGUUAGGGUUUUGGAUGGUUUAAGUAGCGCUGGCAGCUGUUACGUGUCAGCGAUACACUUCCCAGAGGCAGCUUGAAGCAAUGGGCAAUGUUCUAUCAUGGGUCAUCGACGCAGCACCCCCAAAGGCCACUUUUUCCGUUGACCAAAUUCCAGAUCUGACAGGAAAAGUAAUCAUUGUGACUGGUGCCAAUACGGGUAUCGGGAAGGAGACUGCGAAAGUUCUACUCGCACAUGGCGCAAAAGUUUACAUCGCGGCUCGCAACCAGGCUGCCUCAGAGGAGGCUAUUCGUCAACUGAAGCAGGAGACCGGAAACGAGGCAAUAUUCUUGAAACUUGACCUUGGAGACCUAAAGGCAAUCAAGGCGUCUGCUGAAGAGUUCCUGAGCAAAGAAACACGACUACAUAUCCUUUUAAAUAACGCUGGUGUUAUGGUACCACCCAUCGAGCUAGUGACUGCAGAUGGCUACGACCUCCAAUUUGGAACGAAUAUCCUUGGCCACUAUUACUUCACAAAGCUCCUGCUCCCCAUUCUAACCUCGACGGCUAAAGCCACUUCUGAGGGAAAAGUCCGCGUUGUAAACGUCGCUUCCUGCGCGCAUUUAUUUGGAGGUCUCAAUUUUAACACCUUCAAAGAUGGCCCGGCUCGAAAGAAAUGCUCAGAGGGCAAACUCUACAACCAAAGCAAAUUCGCAAAUGUCGUUUUCGCUCUUGAAUUGGCGAAGCGAUAUGGAGACCAGGGUAUUAUUUCGACGGCACUGAAUCCUGGCAAUAUCAAUUCGGAUCUGCUGCGUCACGCUGAGGCUCAACUUCCAAGUAUUGUCAAGAAGAUUAUAAUUAGGGUGUUACUGUAUGAUGUGUCGCAAGGCGCCCUUACGCAGUUGUAUGCUGCUACGUCCCCAGAAGCUGCUAGCUUGAAUGGCAAGUAUCUUGUGCCAUGGGCUCGCGUCAGACCGCCUAGGCAGGAAACACAAGACCCUCAACUCGGUAAGGCGCUAUGGGAUUGGCUGGAGGAGCAAGUCAAAUAUGUAUGAUUCGAAGAUGAGCAUAUUUGAAUUCUGAGUUUGGUAGCAUCAAUGGACAUCGUCUCGACUUUUUGUGGUGCCUGUUUGUCUACAACUGGUGAAAACGGGGAUUAAGGAGCAACAAGAAAAGGAAUGUAUGCAGUCUUUAGCCUUCUUCAUCGGAAGAGGAACCCAGAG
Molecule: messenger RNA, 1304 nt
Organism: Suillus discolor
Lineage: Eukaryota; Fungi; Basidiomycota; Agaricomycetes; Boletales; Suillaceae
Exons: 8
Coding region: 186-1136 (316 amino acids)
Source: RefSeq, a predicted model, not a curated record